AUAGGUUUUUUUUACUCCCUCUAAAUGAACAAUAUUUCAAAGUCCUUAUAAAAUUAAUUGGUUUACGAUUUUGGACUAAAGUUAUACCAAGUUGUGGAGUAUUUUAUAUAAUUGAUUCAAGAACUAUUGAACAAAACUGGAAUAUUUGGGGGGUAUUUAAGCAGAAAGGACUGCUGUUAAAAUGGGCAAUCUUUGCGUAUUAUAAUGAUGAAAAUUCAGAUAUGUCUGAAGAGGUAGACAGCCCUGACUUUUUUGGACUGGAUUUACUAAAAUUUAAUGGAAAGAAUUGUGGAUUUAAUAACUUGGAGAAUAAUGUAAAUACAAGACGGAAAAGUGAGAACAAUGAGCAAUCACUUUACGAGGAAAAGUCAUUUGUCUCAAAUGAGACGAAAAAUAAUAAAAAAGUUUUAAAAUCAUAUAGUGAAAAUUUUGCUGCUAAAAAGAAACAACGAAGAUGUGGCAUUCCCAAAAGGUCAAAGAAGGUUGCAAGAAGACUGAGAAAAACCAGGAAAUCAAUAAGGCAACAUAAAAGUUGUUAUAGGUUGGUGAAAAAGCCGUGGAAAACACAAUCAGUACGUGAAGGCAGUGUCCUCAGCACUAUUGUGUAUAAUUAUACGGACAAACCGGAAACGGACAAUUUAAUGUUUCCUACUAAUAACCAAGAUUCAAGCAGAAGAAGAAGGCAAGAACAUGGACAACAGCAACAGUCAUCAGUGCAACGCAGCCAACUGGAAUCUGAUACUCCGGGAAGGGUGUCAGAUGAUGUCAGAGACCCACCGGGACAACAGAGUAUAUACAUUCCUCCUGGUGACAACAGACUUGAACAAUACCGUUUAUCAACAUUUGAGCAUUAUCCAAUCUCUUCUCCAACAACCAGAAAAUCUAUGGCAAAAUCAGGAUUUUACUUCACCGGAUUUUUCGAUCGGGUGAAAUGUUUUGCUUGUGCACGAACAGUGGAAAGAUGGAAUAAUACAGACAUUCCUUCUGAUGUGAGAUGGCAUAAGGAAAGUUGUCCAUUCCCAAGACGAGAAGAUUGUGGAAAUGUUCCCAUCAGAAGUUUAUUCGGUGGAAUCAAUAUUGGUGGUGCUUCAGCACAAUGGAAUAGCAGACAAAACGAACAAGUCUUGGAGCAGCGGGAUCCGACCACAGGAGCAAUCACAAGAGUUGUGAGAUUUCCUGCUGAUUUGCCAGAAAGAAUGAGACAAACAGGCGGCAGCUUUCGGAUUGGGCCGAACAACACGGUCCAUAUUCAAAAUGGCCCUGGAACGACUCGAGGUCGGCUACCCGGUGUUCAACAAGCGCCUAUGCCGCCCAAUCAAUGGAGAAUGGCAAAUGUUAUUUCAUCUGAUCACAGAAGAUUUUUAACUAAUUUACAUUUGAACAGAGAACUCGACAGAGUUGCUUCAUUUGCCCGAUGGCCUGUCGGUCGCCCUAAUGUACCUCCAGCUGCUUUAGCAAGAACAGGAUUCUUCUAUCUUGGUGACAUGGACAGAACUCAAUGCUUCUCAUGCGGAGGAGUUUUGAGGAAUUGGACUCUUGAGGAUGAUGCAUUGGAUGAACAUCGAAGUCACUUCCCAGCUUGUCCAAUGAUUCUUGGAACGGAACAGAGAAAUGUCAAAGUCCCUGAGUAUCCCGAUACUCCAGAUGAAAGAGCAACAAAUUUUCCAUGCAGAUUCCCAUCCAACCCCCACAUGAGAAAUUUAGCAGCAAGAGAAGAUACUUUUGAUCGUCGAUGGCCGGUGGGAAGAACAGCUGCAACUCCUGCAGAAAUAUCACAAGCUGGAUUCUUCUUUCUAGGAGAGAGAGAUCGAGUCAAAUGCUGGUAUUGUAACGGAGGACUUCAGCACUGGGAAUACGAUGAUAUACCAUGGGUCGAACAUGCAAAAUGGUUUCCGACCUGUCAGUUUUUAUUGCAAGUAAAAGGACAACAUUUUGUGUAUCGGCAUUUGUCUCUCAGUCCACAUCUUGCUCGUCCAAUCAUUGCUUGUCAAGAUGGGUCACCACUAGAGGGAGUUAACCAGCCAGGAAGAUCACAUGAUAUUCCACCGAAUGUCAGUAGAGCGCAACAACCUAGCCCUCCUCCUGUGAUUAUCGAUCCACAAGAAGAAAUGCGAAAAAAAAAAGAAAGGGUGGAAAAAGAAAUAAAAGAUUCUGAUGUUGUGAAGAAUGUUCUAGCUAUGGGAUUCUCGGAAAGAAUUGUACGAAUCCUUCUUGAAGAAAAAAUUGAAGCUAAUACAGAAGCCAGUUCUCAAGAAAUCUAUGAUUCAGUCGCUAUAUUACUGGAUGACGUCGUGAAGAAGGAAGAGGAAAUUGAGAGGGAAGAUCAGGAAAGAAGAAUGAAUGAACAAGCAAGAUCUACUGAAAUUGCUGCACAAGGAGCGGCUUCGAUGCUUUUUCCUUCAGCUUCUUCUGUAUACAGCACUGCAACUACACCAAUGUCAUCACUUGGACCUUCUCCAGGAUCAGGAAAAUAUCAAGUUUCUUUAUUUGAUGAAAACGAAGAUGAAGAAGCCAUGGAUCAGGAUAUGUAUGGAAGUGUUGCUGGAUCAUCCAGUCAAGAAACAACAAAAAAACAGGUAGCAGGCAAUGAGGAAAUGACGCCAUCACUUCGGGAACAACUGCACAAGAUAGAAGAAGAGAGGAUGUGCAAAGUUUGUUUCACCAAUCCUGCUGAAAUGGUGUUCGUGCCAUGCGGACACAUAUGCUGCUGCAUGCAAUGCACGGAGGCAAUAUCUCAUUGCCCUGUCUGUAGGGUAAAAAUACAGAGGGCAAUUAAAACAUAUUUGUCUUAAAUGGCGCUUCCGUAGUAUGUGAACCAAGAUGGGGGACACUGAAAUGUAGUAUGUGUACCAGGUUGGGGUUAGGCCAUAAU
This is a messenger RNA of Styela clava, 2872 nucleotides long. The record is from RefSeq and is a predicted model, not a curated record. Lineage: Eukaryota; Metazoa; Chordata; Ascidiacea; Stolidobranchia; Styelidae.